GGCAUAUCCUUACUCAUAUAAGAUGGCACCUACUUACGACGAUUCACCUGAACUCGCCGAGGGCCACGACUUGCCCGAGGCCUAUGUCAGCCAUCCACCUCCGGAACAAGUCUGGUCUCCUCAGCCGUCUAUCGCGCCGACUUAUAUCUCUCAGCCCCCUGGAACUUAUGGAAACAAUGAGGGCUACACAAACACCGCAUACAGCACCACUGGAACGUACUCGGAAGCUGGAAAGGGCACGGCGGCGGGUGCUGUAGGAGGCGUGACGGGAGCAGCAGCAACCGAUGCUGGAACUGAGGGAGCAUACACCUCUCCCGAAUCAAUCCACCCGGAAAAGAAGACGGCCACUACUGUUGGUGGAAUCUCCCUGGUUCUCCUCCUCUCCAUCAUCAUCGGUAUUCUGGCGGCUGCGGUUAUCGGACUGGCAGCUGGUACUGGUGUUGCAACCAAUAACUACAACAAUGCAAACUCCAAACUGGCAGCUCUAAGCUCCUCUCUGGCUGAUGCCCAGGCUACAUCCCCGCCCGACGCAGCCUGUGCCACUGGUACAGGUACUGCAGCAGCUGCUACUCCUUCUAGCACCUCUGCGAUCUUCAACUCCCUCGACAACGGAUGCACCGAAGACCCGAACGGUGUUAAUGGAACCGUUUACACCUCUGCAUUCUUUGGCAAGCCUCAUUUCACCAUGUACUGCAACAAGGAUACGAACAACCCUGCCCUUUACUCUGUUUUCGCCAAGGACUUCAAUGGCUGUAUGGAUGCUUGCGCCGCGUGGAACUCGUACAACACUACCACCAAGGGAACCUGUGUAGCCGUCUCCUUCAUUCCCUCGUGGAGUUUCGCAAAGAAUGCUCAGCUAGGCGGCGCUCCUGGAGACUGUUAUCUCAAGUCCGGCACGCUGUCUUUUGCCCUCCUGAAAAACCCCAACAUCGGGACGGAGUGCCACGCGGCUCUUCUUCUCAAGUCGUCGUAAAGAUGGACCACACACCAGCUCUCUGGUACAAUGUUUCUUUUUUUCGUUGAGGGGAUGAAGAGAAUUUCACAAACAUGUGGAAGACGUUAAUAAUGUAGGGAAUGUUUGGAACUUCUUGUGACGAGCACGGCGUUGGAUUAUCAAAUUGGGGGCCCAACUUGUGAAGAUUGAAUGAGAUCUCCAAGUAAUUUUGCAAUGUACUUUAUACCAUACCUAUUUUUUUUGUUUUUUACAAUUCUC
Messenger RNA from Trichoderma harzianum CBS 226.95, 1213 nucleotides. RefSeq lists its product as hypothetical. The record is from RefSeq and is a predicted model, not a curated record. Lineage: Eukaryota; Fungi; Ascomycota; Sordariomycetes; Hypocreales; Hypocreaceae. The coding region runs from base 23 to 973 and encodes 316 amino acids. The transcript is spliced from 3 exons.